AUGUCAGAUAAUCAAUUAAUCAAAGGAGUAUUGGAUCUUGAUCCUUGGUUAGAACCAUACUCAGGAGAAUUGGUUCAUCGUCAAAAACAUUUCACUCAUUGGUAUAAUCAAUUGAAAUCAAGUGAAGGGAGCUUGAGCAAUUUCGCUAGUUCUUAUAAAGAAUAUGGUUUACAUGCCAAUUGGGAUACUAAACAAAUCACUAUUAUUGAAUAUAUCCCAGAUGUUCAAGCUGUGUCCAUUGUAGGUGAUUUCAAUCAUUGGGAUUUCAAUAGUCAUCCUUUGAAUAAGGUCAAUGACUAUUCCUUGUGGAAAUUAACUAUUGAUACCAUCGAUGGAGAUUUCGCCAUUGCUCAUGAUUCAAGAUAUAAGAUAGCUAUGAAAUUAUCAUCAGGGGAAAUCAUUUACCGUCUUUGUCCUUGGUCUCAAAGAUGUACUCCUUCAACUGAGAAUUCUCUUUAUGAAUCAAGAUUUUGGAAUCCUCCAUUAUCUGAACAAUAUCAAUUUAAACACCCAAGACCUGCGUUUAAGGACAAUUUAGGGGUCAAGAUUUAUGAAUGUCAUGUUGGGAUUUCAACUCCUAAUCCUGAAGUUGGUAGUUAUAAGAACUUUACCCAUAAUAUUUUACCUAUAAUUCAUCAAUUAGGGUAUGAUACUAUUCAAUUGAUGGCUAUAAUGGAACAUGCUUAUUAUGCAUCUUUUGGAUAUCAAGUGACCAACUUCUUUGCUGCUUCUUCAAGAUACGGAACUCCUGAUGAAUUGAAAGAAUUGAUCGAUACUGCUCAUAAAUUGGGCAUUAGAGUAUUACUUGACGUUGUUCAUAGUCAUUCAUCUAAGAAUGUUGAUGAUGGAUUGAACAUGUUUAAUGGUACUGAUCAUUAUUUGUUCCAUGGAGGUCCUAAGGGAAGUCAUGAUCAAUGGGAUUCAAGAUUGUUCAAUUAUGCUAAUUAUGAAACUUUAAGAUUCUUAUUAUCAAAUCUUAAAUAUUACUUGGAUGUGUAUAAAUUUGAUGGAUUCAGAUUUGAUGGUGUUACCAGUAUGUUAUAUAAGCAUCAUGGUUUAGGGUUUGGAUUUAGUGGUGAUUAUAAUGAAUACUUUAAUCAUGAUUGGGUUGAUAAUGAUGCUAUCAACUAUUUCAUGUUAGCUCAUAAAUUAAUGGAAGAAAUUGGGGUGGAAGAGAAAUUCAUUUUCACCUCAAUUGCUGAAGAUGUUAGUGGAAUGCCAACAUUAUGUGUACCAAUAAAUCAAGGAGGUAUUGGAUUUGAUUACAGAUUAUCAAUGGCUAUUCCAGAUAUGUGGAUUAAGAUUUUAAAGCAUUUACAAGAUGAACAAUGGGAUCUUGGUAAUAUAAUUCAUACUUUAACUAAUCGUAGACAUGGAGAAAAAUGUAUUGCUUAUUGUGAAAGUCAUGAUCAAGCAUUAGUUGGGGAUAAGACCAUAGCUUUCUGGUUAAUGGAUAAAGAAAUGUAUACCAACAUGUCAGUGUUAACAGAGAAUACUCCUGUUAUCGAUAGAGGAAUUUCUUUACAUAAAUUAAUCAGAUUAUUAACCUUUUCCUUAGGGGGUGAAGGUUAUUUGAAUUUUGAAGGUAAUGAAUUUGGUCAUCCUGAAUGGUUAGAUUUCCCCAGAGUUGGUAAUGGAGAAUCUUAUCAUUAUGCUAGAAGACAAUUUAAUCUUAUUAAAGAUGAUUUAUUACGUUAUAAGUUUUUAUUCAACUUUGAUUGUGCUAUGCAACGAUUAGAUACAAACUAUAAAGUCCUUUCAUCACCUCAAGCUUAUGUUUCAUUGAAACAUGAAGGUGAUAAAGUUGUAGUAUUUGAAAGAAAUGGGUUACUUUUCAUUAUUAAUUUCAAUCCUACUCAAUCAUUCCCUGAUUAUAAAGUUGGAGUUGAAACCCCUGGUGUUUACAAGAUAGUUUUAAAUUCUGAUGAUGAACAAUUUGGUGGUCAUAGUAGAAUUGGUGAAACUGAUGGUGAAGGUAAACCGUUAAGAUUUUUUACUAACAAUGAUAGUUGGAAUAAUAGAGCUAAUUCUUUAUUUAUCUAUAUUCCUUCUAGAACUGCUUUAGUUCUUCAAUUAGAAGAUAAGGUUUAA
Messenger RNA from Yamadazyma jaroonii, 2091 nucleotides. Lineage: Eukaryota; Fungi; Ascomycota; Pichiomycetes; Serinales; Debaryomycetaceae. The record is from the annotation of a GenBank genome assembly.